Messenger RNA from Batrachochytrium dendrobatidis JAM81, 1680 nucleotides. RefSeq lists its product as uncharacterized. Bases 1 to 1680 code for a protein of 559 amino acids. The record is from RefSeq and is a predicted model, not a curated record. The transcript has a single exon. Lineage: Eukaryota; Fungi; Chytridiomycota; Chytridiomycetes; Rhizophydiales. Gene Ontology annotation, biological process: phosphatidylinositol dephosphorylation. Gene Ontology annotation, molecular function: inositol-polyphosphate 5-phosphatase activity; phosphatidylinositol-4,5-bisphosphate 5-phosphatase activity; phosphatidylinositol-3,4,5-trisphosphate 5-phosphatase activity.
AUGCCAGCUUCAACACAACCCACUUCAUUGAGAGUGAGGGUUGGCACAUGGAAUGUUGCUACCAAGAAUGUGCAAGACAAGAAUAUACCCUUAUUUGACCUAUCCUACUGGCUAACUCCUCCACUUUCACUGCCAGUGUCGACAUCCAUAUGCCAACAGUUGCAUCAGCACCAGUCUAUACAUCCCAUUAUACCUCAUAUGGCGACUGAAACCAAAGAUGCUUUAAAAAAAGCAGAUGAAAACGAGCCAGAUAUCGUUGUGGUAGGGUUUCAGGAAUUGCUGCCACAGGUCACAGCUGCCUUAUUACCAUCAACCCAACGCAGCCAUUGGCUCACAGGAACUGGACAAAAUAAACGGUUGGGUGAUGCAUAUAUUCAUGGUCUAGAACCUUGGAUAUGGAUGGUCCAAAAUGCGCUAAGAUGCAGCUCGAGUUCUAGUAGUAAAGAAAAAUCUACAUCCAUUCAGCAGUCCGUGGUCGACGAUAGCAAUUCAACCCAUACAUCCUAUCGAGUCGCAUUCGCAGGACGGAGUGUUGCCAUUGGGAUUGCUGUCUUUGUCAAGCAUGAGAUCGUCGUGUCACGUAUCGGUUGGGGUGCAGUUGGUACUGGUCUGGCAGGUUUUUAUGGCAACAAGGGCACUGCGGCUAUAUCUUUAGAUGUUACCACGUUGGACAAUCAAGUGCAUUCAUUGUGCUUCAUGAGUUGUCAUCUUGGAGCUCAUCAGGGAGAAGGACGAUGCAUAUGGCGUAACCAAGAGAUGUCAAGCAUUCUCGACACGUUGGUUAUGGAUGAUAUAACCGUAUCAGCCAAUGAAAAACGGCAAACUACUUUAAGCCAGCCCGUUGUUUUUGGUACCAGCUCAAACGGCACUGGUUCAACCUUGAAUGGUAUUCGUAUGGUUGGAGAUCAUAAUCACAUUUGGCUUUUUGGAGAUUUGAACUACAGAUUGUCGGGAACUAAAAAGAAUGGUGGCAGAUGGGCAAUUGAUGAUGGUCCCGUAUCUGAAAUACCUGAACGAUCAGACGUGUUGAAGCUUGUACAUGAUGGAGAUAUAUCUGGCUUGCUAUGCAUGGACGAGGUGUCGUGUAUUCGAGGUCACAGGUACGGUGCAUUGGGGUUAUUUGAUGAGCAGCCUAUCCGUUUCUUGCCAACAUAUAAGUUCAAGAUGGAUGAGCAUUACAGUAUCCAACCUUGUGCCAUUCUGAGCAAUGAUGGAGAUGAGUUGCCCAGACUUUCUUGUACCUGCAUGGUUGGUGGUGUGCCAGCUGGAAUAAGCAAGUCUUUUUCAACUACGCGACUGCCUGCAUAUUGCGAUCGGAUUUUACAUGCUGGAUGUAGUAUAUCUGGCAAUGGGUACUGGAGUGAGCCAGGAUAUAGUUUGAGUGAUCAUGUACCUGUUUGUGCAGAUUAUUUAUUGCAUCCAUUGGUGCUGCCGAGUAUAUCUGAUGCGACAGCACAACCCGACUGCGUAAAAUCAAAAGAUUGCUCUGGCUAUGAUGCUGAUUAUGGACACCGUUUGAAUCCAUACCGGGCAGGAAAAAGAGCAACGACACACUUUGCUAUGCAUAAUCUUGUGCUAUGGAAAAGAUUCCAGCGUGUAGGAUAUGUCAACCGUCACUGGAUUUCAUUGUUCGUGUUUACGGCAUUACUGAGAUUCCUGUAUCGAGCAUAUAUCAUCUAA